Molecule: messenger RNA, 993 nt
Organism: Arctia plantaginis
Lineage: Eukaryota; Metazoa; Arthropoda; Insecta; Lepidoptera; Erebidae
Source: the annotation of a GenBank genome assembly
AUGAGGAAGGACAGCCAUAGGAAAAGAAAAAUCUUAGCUAAACUAAACUCAAUCGAUUGGUGGAUAAGUCAUAGUCCAGUACCAAGAAAUAAUGCAAUAAAAGUGAUAGAACUACUCCUCAAAAAACAGGUAGAAGACGUCAAAACAUACUACUUAGUACAAUGGAGCAGAAAAUCAAUAAAAUGGGGACCUCCUAUCAAACAGAGACAAAUAGUUAGGACAAAGAAUCCUAUUAUUGAUAUACCACCACAUCUUACAACACCGGCUCUAAAAGAAAUAUUGUUCCCUGAGAUAACCCUUCCUGACUCACGGAUUGGGACACAAGAUAUAGUAGGAUUGAAAGAGAUGUUUGGUGUAGGAAUAGAAGAGAAAAUGAGUCUUGUGAGACAGGUUAGAGUUCUGUUAAAUGCAAUGGACACUAAGGAAAUCUACCUGCCCAUAUUACCAAACUCAAGCAACAAUCUUGUACCAAUAAAACAUGCCAUGUUACACUAUAACUUUGUCCUAAGUACUAUAUCUGUAGAGGAUAUGAGAGAAAAUACUUCUUGGGAACCUCUUCUAGAAAAUUUUAUAAGAUGCCUAUAUGUAGAGGCAAAGCUCUCAAACAUAAGUAUUCAAGACCUGAGGGACAUAUGUUACAACACCACCAUAAUGAGAAAAAGAGUUGUUGACCUUUUAGAUCUUAUUGGAAGCAGGAAUUCAUUGGAGUAUGUUCGGCUAAAGGCUCUUUUUGAAAGGGGCUCCACACUAGAAUGUAGAAGAGAUGGACUUACUACAUGUACUAUGCCUUCUGACUGUAGACACACAGUAAUUGGAAAUGCAGCAGGAUGUGACACUCAUGUUUUGUCAGGAAACCAAAUGACAGCAAAACACAAAUGCCAUGGUUGGAAAAGUAAUGUCAGAUCUGAGGGAAUGGCAUGCAAAAUUAGGUCACCAAGAGAUAAAUCAAGUGAAAAGCAUCUUGAUAAAGCAGAAUAUAAAGUUUGGAAAUAG